ACAUUUCCUUGGCAGAAAAGCGACAUCUGCUACAGUGGGACAGUGACAUCGCGUACCGGAAAGGAUCAACAAAAAUCUGGGUACCCAAUUACCCUCCUUUGCGCCAGUUACUACUCGAAGAAUACCACGACGUCCUGUACGCCGGACACUUCGGUAGCAACAAGACGCUCACCGGUAUCGCUAAACACUACUACUGGCCCCAUAUGGCAGACGACGUCCAGAAAUUCGUCACCUCGUGUGAUACAUGUCAGCGGAUGAAGAGCAGCAAGCAGAAAAAGGCGGGACUACUGCAGCCUCUUCCUGUCCCAGAACAACCAUGGCAAGUGGUUAGCCUGGACUUCAUUACCGGGUUACCACCUACCUCCAGCGGUCAUGACGCCAUCCUUGUCGUCAUUGACAAGUUCUCCAAAAUGGGACACUUCAUCCCGACACACACGACGGCACGCACCGAGGAGACAGCACAGCUCUUCGUUCGUCACAUCAUCUCACAGCAUGGCAUCCCAACUACACUCAUCUCCGACCGAGACCCCAAGUUCACUAGCAAGUUCUGGAAGGAACUUAUGUCUCUGCUCGGCACCAAACUCGCCAUGUCAUCCGCAUACCAUCCGCAGACAGACGGACAGACCGAGCGCCUCAACCAAAUUGUUGAGCAACUCCUCCGAGCAGCCUGCAAGGACGACAUCUCCAAAUGGGACUUGCACCUGCCCGUACUCGAGUUUGCUUACAACAAUGCCACACAUGCCGCUACUGGACAGACGCCGUUCUUCCUCUGCUACGGACGCCACCCACUCACACCACAAAAACCGACAGCAUCACCUACACCAUCUCCCAUCUAAACUUCGACCUCGCUUCUGCG
This is a messenger RNA of Closterium sp. NIES-67, 856 nucleotides long. The record is from the annotation of a GenBank genome assembly. Lineage: Eukaryota; Viridiplantae; Streptophyta; Zygnematophyceae; Desmidiales; Closteriaceae.